CAGUGCUGCUGCCCACGCUGCUGCUACCACCGCCCAGCCCCGUGCACCCCGACCCGGCAGCCCGGCCGCCGGGAGAGGCUGAGACAUGGCCGAAGGGGAAAUCACUACCUUCACCGCCCUGACCGAAAAGUUCAACCUUCCCCUGGGGAACUACAAGAAACCCAAACUCCUGUACUGCAGCAACGGGGGCCACUUCCUACGGAUCCUCCCGGACGGCAAAGUGGAUGGGACCAGGGACCGAAGCGACCAGCACAUUCAACUCCAGCUAAGUGCGGAAAGCGUGGGAGAGGUGUAUAUAAAGAGCACCAAGUCUGGGCAGUACCUGGCGAUGGACACCAAUGGGCUGCUCUACGGCUCGCAGUUACUGGGUGAGGAGUGCCUGUUCCUUGAAAGGAUCGAAGAAAACCAUUACAACACGUACGUCUCCAAAAAGCAUGCGGAUAAGAACUGGUUUGUUGGUCUGAAGAAGAAUGGGAACAGCAAGCUGGGGCCGCGGACUCACUAUGGCCAGAAGGCGAUCCUCUUCCUCCCGCUGCCCGUCUCGGCCGACUAAGCCGCGUCCCAGGAGCUCAGAGACAACCUGAACCCCAAAACCCAACCAUCGCCUCCUCCUUUUCCCUCACUCUCUUUUUGGCUAGUAUGACAGAGCCAAAUGUUAGAGCUCCAAGCUUUAGGUAAAGGCUUUACCAAAAAUAGACAAAGCAGAGCUCCUCCGCUCUGCACGAAACUUUGCAGAGAUGAGGGGAAAAGCCCUGACACCUCCCCAGGGUCCACCGGCACCCCCGCCUCCCCCUGCCCUCUGCCGUCUGUCGGCAACGCGGGGCCAGCUCGUGCAGUGACCACACUGCAGCUCCCGGGGACACGCACAAACCUGCCUCGGGCAGGCACCCAGAAACGUGGCCAAGGUUGCCCCAACCACACCCCAGAUACCAGGGGAACGCACGCUUUUACUGUCCCUGGUCAUUCUGAGGCAAAACCUCCCUGGGUACGCUGUAUUAACAUAUUUAUCCAUCUGAGUAUGUAGCUUCUAAUAUGCCCUUCAAGAAAUUUCAGAUUGCACCAUCAGUCACGUUAUCGAGUGCCAGCCUGGUUAAAUGCUUGCAGAUAUCCUUAGCGUAUAAAGUUAAACUAUCAUCAGCCAAAAGCUCCAAGCCCUAGACAACAGCCUCCCUUACAACAUGAAUAUUGCUAUAUUUCGUGCUAGUGCCUGCCAUAUGUUAUUUGUAUUUAUUUAUUAAGUAAACCUGUCUCUUCAACAA
This is a messenger RNA of Pygoscelis adeliae (Adelie penguin), 1259 nucleotides long. RefSeq names its product fibroblast growth factor 1 (acidic) (gene FGF1). Gene Ontology annotation, biological process: animal organ morphogenesis; regulation of cell migration; positive regulation of protein phosphorylation. The transcript has 4 exons. NCBI's taxonomy places the organism in Eukaryota, Metazoa, Chordata, Aves, Sphenisciformes, Spheniscidae. Gene Ontology annotation, cellular component: cytoplasm. The coding region runs from base 86 to 553 and encodes 155 amino acids. The record is from RefSeq and is a predicted model, not a curated record. Gene Ontology annotation, molecular function: growth factor activity; fibroblast growth factor receptor binding.